AAGGUGAAGAAGGGGGUGAUCAUCUUGGGCACCCGGACCAGUGAGCCCCGGCAGUGGGACGUGAAGCAGGAGCUGGGCAAUGGCGGGAAGCACGCCACGACCACCGUGCUGUGCCAGCGCCUGGGGUCCGGGGCGCGCAACAGAAGCAGCAGCUUGUUCAGCGAGGUCGUGCAGAUGAACUUUGAAAUAGCCAGCUUCAGCAGCCUCUCGGGGACGCAGCCCAUCGCCUGGCAGGUGGAAUACCCGCGGAAGAGGACCACCGACACCGCCGUGUCCGAGAUCUUCAUCAGCCAGAAGGACCUGGCCGCCAUCGUUCCCCUAGCCACGGACACGGAAAUCCUGAACACCGCCAUACUCACGGGGAAGAUGGUAUCCCUGCCCAUCAGGGUGGUCUCCGUGGAGGAGAACAGUGCCGUGACGGAUAUCUCGGAGUCGGUGGAGUGCAAGUCCACAGACGAGAACGUCAUCAAGGUGUCUGACCGCUGCGAUUACAUCUUUGUCAAUGGCAAGGAGAUGAAGGGCAAGGUGGAUGCGGUGGUGAACUUCACCUACCAGCAUCUGAGUGCCUCCCUGCACAUCACCGUGUGGGUGCCCCGGCUGCCCCUGCAGAUUGAGGUCUCUGACACAGAGCUGAGCCAGAUCAAAGGCUGGAGGGUCCCCAUUGUGGCCAGUAAGAGGCCCACGCGGGAGAGCGAGGAUGAAGACGAGGAGGAGCGGCGGGGCCGCGGCUGUGCCCUGCAGUACCAGCACGCCACCGUGGGCGUCCUCACCCAGUUCGUGGCCGAGGGUGCCGGCCCGUGGGGCCAGCUGAGCUACAUGCUGGGCCCUGACUGGCAGGUCGACGUCACCCACCUGGUGGCAGACUUCAUGAAGCUGGAGGAACCCCACGUGGCCACCCUCCAGGACAGCAGGGUCCUGGUCGGGCAGGAGGUCGGGAUGACCACCAUCCAGGUGUUGUCCCCACUGUCCGACUCUAUCCUGGCAGAGAAGACGGUAACCGUGCUAGAUGACAAGGUGUCAGUGACGGAUUUGGCCAUCCAGCUUGUGGCCGGGCUGUCGGUCACCCUCCACCCCAGCACGGAGAAGAGCAAAGCCAUCACCGCUGUGGCCACAGCUGAGGAGCUAUUGCGGACCCCCAAACAGGAAGCUGUGCUCAGCACUUGGCUCCAGCUCAGCGACGGCUCGGUGACGCCGCUGGACAUCUACGAUACCAGGGACUUCACCCUGACCGCCACCUCCCUGGACGAGGCCGUCGUGUCCAUCCCCCAGGCCCGCUCUCCCAGGUGGCCAGUGGUGAUGGCCGAAGGGGAAGGCCAGGGGCCCCUGGUCCGAGUGGACAUGACCAUCGCGGAGGCCUGCCAAAAGUCCAAACGCAAGAGCGUCCUGGCCGUGGGCGUGGGCAGCGUCCGGGUCAAGUUUGGCCAGAACGACGCUGACUCCAGCCCCGGAGGUGGCGGCGCGGACAGCGACGAGGGCGAGAUCAAGAACCACGCCAGCGACCGCCGGCCAAAGGGCCAGGAGCCCGAGGGGCCCGUCCACGGCGGCUCCUCCGGGGAGCGCGAGGAAGGGGCCCCCCGGAGAGGCGGCACCACGGCCAGGCCGCUGCUGGACAACAGGGUGGUGAAGAGCGGCCGGCCGGACGCGGGCAGGCCGUCGGGGGAGGGCCAGCCGCAGACCAUCCCCCUGGACUUCACCAACUUCCCGGCCCAGGUGGACCUGCCCCGGGCGGGGGGCGGGCUGGGGGCCAGCGACCUGGUGCAGACGCCACGGGGCCUGAGCGACCUGGAGAUCGGCAUGUACGCGCUGCUGGGAGUCUUCUGCUUGGCCAUCCUCGUCUUCCUCGUCAACUGUACCACCUUCGCCCUCAGGUACCGGCACAAGCAGGUGCCCCCGGAAGGCCAGGCCUCGGUGACGCACGCGCACGACUGGGUGUGGCUGGGCAACGAGGCGGAGCUGCUGGAGCACACGGGCGGGGGGUCGCCGCCGCAGGACGAGCACACGACGGUCCUGGGCCGCGCGCCGGGCGGCAGCGAGGAGAGCAGCUGUCUGCUUCUCAACGGCGGCGUCCAGCAGCACGUGCAAGGGCAGGUUCACCGGCCGGACGCGGCGGCCAGGCCGGCCAGGGACCCGAGGCUCGAGCCCCUGCACUCGCCCACCUCCAAAAGGAAGAAGGUGAAGUUCUCCACCUUCACCACUGUCCCGCCGGACGACGGCUGCCCCGCCGUGAACGCCAUCCUGGGCGGCAGCGAGGACCUCAGAGACUACCUAGAGAAGCUCACAGACCAGGCGUAGGUGCCCGCGUCCGCCCGG
Messenger RNA from Lontra canadensis (Northern American river otter), 2310 nucleotides. Its product is annotated as transmembrane protein 132C-like. The transcript has 7 exons. Bases 175 to 2292 code for a protein of 705 amino acids. NCBI's taxonomy places the organism in Eukaryota, Metazoa, Chordata, Mammalia, Carnivora, Mustelidae. The record is from RefSeq and is a predicted model, not a curated record.